Xiphophorus maculatus (southern platyfish) is the source of this 1423-nucleotide messenger RNA. RefSeq names its product NFU1 iron-sulfur cluster scaffold homolog, mitochondrial-like. Gene Ontology annotation, biological process: iron-sulfur cluster assembly. The coding region runs from base 43 to 813 and encodes 256 amino acids. Gene Ontology annotation, cellular component: mitochondrion. The record is from RefSeq and is a predicted model, not a curated record. The transcript has 8 exons. Gene Ontology annotation, molecular function: iron ion binding; iron-sulfur cluster binding. Lineage: Eukaryota; Metazoa; Chordata; Actinopteri; Cyprinodontiformes; Poeciliidae.
UGACUUGGACCAAAUGGGGUCCUCAACUUCAAAACAAACAAAAUGUCGGCGCACAUCAGAUGGGGACUUCAACGGUUAUUACGGGCCCGAAACAAAGCUCUCUUCAGGCUACCAGAUCGUUCACAGACCACAGUAUUAAGCUUCAGGGGAGUUCAGAGUCAGCCAGGGACAGGAACUACAUACUUCUCAGCGAGGAACCUGUCCAUCCAGACUCAAGAAACUCCAAACCCAAAAAGCUUGAAAUUCCUCCCAGGGAAGCCUGUGCUUGGAAGCGGUACGCAGGACUUUCCUUCUCCGAGCUCAGCUGGAUCUUCAUCUUUAGCCAGGGACCUGUUUGAAAUUGAGGGAGUGAAAAGUGUGUUCUUUGGCCCUGACUUCAUUACUGUCACUAAAACGGACGAGGAUGUGGAGUGGACGGACAUUAAGCGGCAUGUUUUAGAUGCUAUUUCCAAGUUCUUUGAGAGUGGGGACCCAAUAUCAACAGGAGCCGUGCACCGUGAAAGCACUCUUUCUGAAGAUGAUGAUGAUAUUGUAUCUAUGAUAAAGGAGCUUCUGGACACCAGAAUUAGACCUACAGUGCAAGAGGAUGGAGGCGACGUCAUCUAUAAAGGCUUUGAGAACGGCACUGUAAAGUUAAAGCUGGUUGGAUCCUGCACAGGAUGUCCCAGCUCGACGGUUACUCUGAAAAACGGAAUUCAGAACAUGCUGCAGUUCUAUAUACCAGAAGUGGACAACGUGGAGCAGGUGGAAGACGAAGUGGAUGAAAUUAAUUCAAAGGUUUUUGAAGAAGUGGAGCGUAAGCUACAAGAAUAAGAACGUCAGCGACAAACAACUUGCUUAUGAAUUCUGUCAGAAGAGAAAUAUCUGUAAACAUGUGAGAAAACAGUAUUUCUGUUGUUGCUCAUACUGAAUGAAAAACAUGCAGAGAGAAAAUUAUUUCCAGAGUUUCUUUUGCCUCUGAACUAAAUAUUCUUACUGUAAUUUGCAUUAAUAUACUUUAUGCCCCUGUUCCUAAACAAAGAUGACAUACUGUAUACAGAAAAUGUUGUUUUUGUUGCUAUAGAAAAGUUUUUUUUCUGAUUGUUGUAAAUGUAGUGUUGUAUUUAUUUCUUAUAAAUAUUGUACAUUAAGAAAGAAUAUUUUGCUAAGAUGAUGAUGAUGAUUUUGUGAAAGUUGAUGACAGUGGUUUAUUUCCUCCAGGAAAAUUAGCCAGUUAUUUGCAUUUGCUCCUGCUUCAAACAUUAUAAAAGAAGGUUAAACUUAGGAAAUUAUUACAUUAUUUAAAUAAAUGAAUGGAGAAAAAUGAUUAGAUUAUCUAUUGUGUGAUAGUCGGUUUAUCAUAUGAAACCCCAAAGGUUAUUAAUAUGCAUUGUGUUUCACUUUGUAAUUUUACUAUAUCACAUUAAAAUUUACUUUGACUGUU